CACUCUCCCUUUCCGCCCCUAAUUGCCCUCUUCCUCCUUCCAUUGGCUGCCGGUCUCAGGGGCUCUCUGUUCAGCCGGGGCGCGCAGCGCCUCGGAUGCGGAUUGGUAGAAGGCCGGGCUGGGAGGCGGGUUAAAGAGCGCGUUGCUGGCUGGGCCACGCGUGCUUGAGAAGGUUCAAUGGCGUGGCAGGGACUAGCGGCCGAGUUCCUGCAGGUGCCGGCGGUGACGCGGGCUUACACCGCAGCCUGUGUCCUCACCACUGCGGCGGUGCUGGAGCUCCUCAGCCCGUUUCAACUCUACUUCAACCCGCACCUUGUGUUCCGGAAGUUCCAGGUCUGGAGACUCGUCACCAACUUCCUCUUUUUCGGGCCCCUGGGAUUCAGCUUCUUCUUCAACAUACUCUUCGUGUUCCGCUACUGCCGCAUGCUGGAAGAGGGCUCCUUCCGCGGCCGCACGGCCGACUUCGUCUUCAUGUUUCUCUUCGGGGGCGUCCUUAUGACCCUGCUGGGAUUCCUGGGCAGCCUGUUCUUCCUGGGCCAGGCCCUCAUGGCCAUGUUGGUGUACGUGUGGAGCCGCCGCAGCCCUCGGGUGAGGGUCAACUUCUUCGGCCUGUUCACUUUCCAGGCACCGUUCCUGCCUUGGGUGCUCAUGGGCUUCUCGCUGCUGCUGGGCAACUCCAUCCUCGUGGACCUGCUGGGGAUUGCCGUGGGCCACAUCUACUACUUCCUGGAGGAUGUCUUCCCCAAUCAGCCUGGAGGCAAGAGGCUCCUGCUGACCCCCGGCUUCCUAAAGCUGCUCCUGGAUGCCCCUGCAGAAGACCCCAAUUACCUGCCCCUCCCUGAGGAACAGCCAGGACCCCAUCUGCCACCCCCGCAGGAGUGACCCCCACUGAGAGCCAGGCCUAAGAGGCUUCUGGCAGCUUCCAUCCUACCUGUGAUCCCUACUUGAGGCAGAAAAAACCCAUCCUAAAGGCUGGGUCCAUGCAAGGGCCCACCCAAAUAAACAGAAUGACCUGCAGUCUCUCGGCCCACAGCACUGGCUUCCCCACCUCACCCAGCCACAUCCUUCUCUGCCUGCCCCGUCCUCACUCAGUGUGGCCUCUCAGCCCAACUGUAGGUGGUAGGAUAGGGUGCCCAUAGAGGGCAAAGAAACUGCCCAUGGUUGCCCGGCAGAGCUUUGAACUCACAGGUGACAGGCUCAGAGUCCUCAUCCUGGCCCUACCAGGGCUUUUGGGCAAGUCCUGCCCACCAUAGGCCUCUGCUCCGUGCCAGUCAGUGGGGAAUUUCACCAGAUUUCGGCUGCUGGGGCCAGGACAGGCCUCUUCUAGACUGUGCCGAGCCAGCCUACAGAUAGAUGUUCCGGCCAGUGGUGCCUUCAGGCUGAUGCCGAUCUAGCCUCUCCUGUUCCUCAUCAGCUACCCUGACAGGUGGGCCUAUAACUCAUUUAUCAUCUGGUGACACCAAAGCCCCAUGGAGUCAGGUGCAAAAGAGGGCCAGGACUGGGUCUUUCUUCUGCCCUUUCUAUGACCCCAGAGCCUUAAAAGUUUUUACCUUAGCAGAGUCCUGAGACUAGGUGAGGGAGGGACUUCUGGAAGGUUCUGUUCCUGCUCUUUUUAGCUGAGGACCUGUGUGAGCCUUAUCUGACCCCUACGGCUCACUUUUCUCUUCUGACCUGGCAGCUUUCCUUGUUGCUCUAGGCCUGUCCAUGUUGUGGUUUAUUUCUGGAUGCUCAGUGGCGCAGGGCCUCCUCCAGCUACAGGUUGUCAUUUUCACGGUAACAACACUGUUCUCUGUUGAAUCUGCCGCCCACGUCGUAGCCAGACCUUGUGGAGCUGGCUCUGCGGUGGUGUGAACUGGUAGUCAGGAGUGAGGGCCCAGCCUCCCCGGCACCUCCCAGCCAGGUGGCCCUGCCCGACCUGUGGGGUGAGGCAGCCAAGGUUCCUUCCAUCCCACCAGUUGUGGAGACACAGGGCUGCCUCACCCUUUCAUUGCCAAGGUUCCUGCCUCAUGGAUGGAACAAACACCUCAGCAAUGAAACCUGUUCAUGUCCAAGAGCAGCUGGGCUGGGAAUCUUCCCUUUUGUUCAAGGUCUUCCAGUAAGGCCCAGCUGUCCCCUUGCUGUGCGUGGGGCUCUGGGGAGUUCCACUCUUUGAUGGAGGGCAGAGGCCCUGAGUGCAAACGCCCUUGGGAGAGUCUCAUGCUAACAUGUGCUCAAAGGAGCCCCCAUCUCACAUCCCAGCGACCAAGAACCUCAAUCCCUAAUCGGAGCUCUGCCUCUGCCCACAUGGGGCCCUACCCCACCUCCAGGGAGCACAGCAAUCUCUGACCCUAGCCCUGCCCUGGCAGCCAGGGACUUGCCAACAGCUGAGGGUGGCAGCAGUCUGUGCUGGGAUCUGUGCCCAUUCCCUUCAGUAAGGCUGGAGCUGCGAGCCAGUUUGCUGCCCUCCCAGAUCCUAUGUCCAUUCUAAAGAGUGGGGACCCCUCCCUAUUACAGAUGAGAACACAGAGGGGACACGAACUCCUUGGAGGCAGGGCUGGGAAGGGACCUUGGGCUCUGUCUCCUCCCUGCACCAUGUCAACCCCAAGAGCUGGCACCAGGCCGGGAGGGCUAUUCCCAUAUUCCUCACAGCUGGCCUGUGAGGCAGGAGCUGGCCCAGGCCACAGCACCUGCUGGGGUGGGAAAGGGCCCCAGUUGACCUGGCUAUGGGUGCCACUGGAGUUAGAACAGCCCUCCUGCACCCAGGCUGGUGACAGCCCAGCAGUGCCCACACAGGACUGGGCCCUCCGCAGGGGACUUCAGAGCAGCAAGGCCCCAGCUGGCAGUAGCCUGACCAUCUGAACACAGCAGAGCCAGGGUGGCCCAGGGACAGCAGGAGAGCUCAUGGCACCUUUCUGAGGCCAAGCAAGGGGAGCAGGGUUAGGGCUGUUGCUGAAAGGCAGAGAGCCUCUGCCUUGAGCCUCACAGCCACUCUUCUCAGCUCUCUGGGUCUGGAAGGAGAACAGGCUGAGGGGAGCUGAGGUGCUACCAGAAGCCCCAUUCACCCUCGCCCACCCACCUGGGAAUCUGAGGCAGAGGAGGGUGAGGCCUGUGUGCCAGCCUUGUUCACAUGCCACCUUUGUCCCCCCAAGCCUCAGCUCCACUUCUGGCUCUCAUUAUUUUUAUGCUAAAACUCUGAAGAAAUUGAACAUGACCUGUUG
Piliocolobus tephrosceles (Ugandan red Colobus) is the source of this 3197-nucleotide messenger RNA. It is a transcript of the gene DERL3, whose product is annotated as derlin 3. The coding region runs from base 178 to 882 and encodes 234 amino acids. The transcript is spliced from 7 exons. The record is from RefSeq and is a predicted model, not a curated record. NCBI's taxonomy places the organism in Eukaryota, Metazoa, Chordata, Mammalia, Primates, Cercopithecidae.